CGGUCACUGUGACAAGUUGGCUACAAAGCCAGGCACUCCUCCUGGGGGCUAAACAGGUAGUGUUUGGAGCCUGAGGAAGGGUGGACACCGGCCCUGCUGGGCGGCUGGCUGUAAUGUGGGCGGCUGGCUGUAAUGUGGGCGGCUGUCCUAUAGGUGGAGGCGGGAGCGCGCAGGACCGUCGGAUGGGAGGAGGCUCUGAGGCUUUGUUGUUAUAGUGAAGAGGCUCAACCGCGGUCAGCGUUUUCCCUCACUGGCCUGGGGUCAGUCACGUUUCUUCUGUGCAGUUUUCACCGGCGCUAAGACAGUUUGCGGGUUUUCUUGUCGAGCGUCCAAAGCAGAGCGGAGAGGACGCGGUGAAGGAAACCGUCCACAGAGGUGUAAGAUCCAGUGAUGGUCUACUGUAGAAACCAGAGUAUGUGGCUUCAGCUGCCAUCUCCACCCCUCCUAACAACUCCUUGACACUCUGGAUGAACCACAGACCCAGCGCUUGCCCUCUGACCUUAAAUGUAAUUAAGGUCAGACUCCCUCAUUCCUGCUGUAAUGGACAAUCACAGCCUGCUGUCCCUCACUGUGGCCUUGCUGGGUUUUCUGAGCCCAUGUCUGACAAGGCUGACUCCCAGAGUCUCCUUCCCUAUGGGUAGUCCUGGGAGACAUCUCACCCACUUCAGUAGCCAUGAUGUCAGCAACACCACCACACUGCUGCUCAGUGAGGAUGGAGACAUGCUGUAUGUGGGAGCCCGGGAUGCUGUGUUGGCGCUGGAUGUUAGCCACAAGGACGCCAUCAUACUUAGGAGCAAGCUGGACUGGAGCCCUUCAGAGAAAGACCUUGAACAGUGUUCCAUGAAAGGCAAGAAAAUGGCCGACUGUCCCAAUUUCAUUCGAGUGCUGCAGUUUUUGAACACCACCCACAUCUAUGGCUGUGGAACAUUUGCCUUCAGUCCCCGCUGCACCUACAUUAACUCAGAGACGUUAACAAUGAGCCUCAAGCCUGAUGAAGGAAGAGGUCGCUGCCCCUACGACCCCUACCAACGCAACACUGCUAUCAUCGUAGAUGGGGAACUGUAUACUGGGACAGUGGCAGACUACAGGGGCAACCGGCCUGUCAUCUCCCGGCACCUCAGCGAGGGCAGACGUGUUGACCUGAAGUUGGAUGAUACGUUAGGAUGGCUGGAGGAUCCAACCUUCAUCAGCUCCAGCGUCAUUCCUGAUGAGGAGAAAAUCUACUUCUUCUUCAGCGAAGUGGGCCGGGAGUACGACUUCAUCGACAAAUUCAUCGUGUCUCGCGUUUCUCAGAUCUGCAUGAGUGAUGUCGGAGGCCAGCGGACCCUGCAGCGACGCUGGACCACGUUCGCCAAAGCUCAGCUGUUGUGCCAGGCUGACAACGAGCUGCCCUACAAUGUGAUCCAGGACAUAGACACCCUCCCGCCAGCAGAGGGAGCUCCUGCAGAUGACACACUCUUUUAUGGCAUCUUCACCUCGCAAUGGUCUGUCAACUCUGGACGGUCAGCAGUGUGUUCAUUCCGCCUGACUGACAUCAAAUCAGUUUUCUCUGGCAAUUACAAAGUCCUGAACCGGGACACAUUACAGUGGAGCACACGGGUUCAAGAGAAAGUCGCAAAUCCAGGAGAGUGCGGCCUGCACAAUGCGUCAGACAACGCCCUGCGCUUUGUCAAAGAAAACUUCCUGGCAGACGACAGUGUGCGACCAGUUGGAAGAAGUUUAACCAUGGUGUCUGCAGAGCACAACUACAGCCAUCUGACUGUGCAGAGAGUCCAGGCUGCCAACAACAGAGACUACACUGUCCUGUUUCUGCUUACAGAGUCUGGUUACAUGCACAAAGCAGUGCUGCUGCAGAGUGGGGCCCACAUCAUAGAGGAGGUCCAGGUUUUUGAGCAACCUCAGCCUAUCAAGAGCCUGAAGCUCUCCAUACCCAAGGGUAUGCUAUAUGUCGGCACAUCAGACGGUGUGGUGAGGGUUCCAACAGCCAACUGCUCUUUCUACUGGACCUGUCCUCAGUGUGUUCUGGCCCGAGACCCCUUCUGUGGUUGGGACCCUGCCAGCAGGGCCUGUGUGGCUGCCUCCAACACCCAGACCAGCCUAGGCCAGGACAUAGACCGAGGGAAUGUUGAAGAGGCAUGCAACAGUGUUUCAUUAACACACAGAGCCAGAUUUGGUCCAAACAAACUGCCUGCAGCCUCAUGUCCUGCAGGUGAGCUGGUGUCAGUGUCUCUGAAUGAAGUGGUGCGGCUGCAGUGUCCCGCAGCAUCGCGGCUGUCCCAGCAGCUGUGGGAGCGCCCCAACAGCCGGCUGUCCCCAGACCUGUACCUGCACCUUGAGGAUGGGAGUCUGAGCUUUGUGGCCACCCCCACCACACUGGGCCACUACCUCUGCCUGUCCACUGAGAACGGUUACCAGCAGACCAUGGCCAUCUAUCAGGUCAAACAGAAGAGCAGCCCAGUGGCUCAAACUCCAACAAGUUACACGCGGCCUCCGGCACGCCCCAAACCCACCACGCAGGCUGAGGCAAGGCCUGGAUCUGGACUGCAUACCUCUGUGGGGCCUAAAAGAACAGAAACAAGACAGGGAAAGACUGAGCCAACACUGUCCAGCAGGGACACUCAGGUCACCACCAGACAGCUGGGCAGAAACCUGACCCUGUGGACAGAGGAAUCUGGGCAGAACGAUUCUGGGUUUCGGGAUGGGGAGCCCCUGCUGUCGGCCCGAGCCCCCAGCUACCUGAAGGAGCUGGUGGUUGUGUCAGUUCUGCUGGUGCUCUGCCUCAGUCUGCUAAUCACCAUGCUUCUGUACGUCAUUAGACAACGCUGCCGCAGCCGAACGGCCCCGCAGGCAGGAACUCCAACCAGCGACUCUGACAGAAGGACCCCUGUGGAGCAGGAGGCGCUCAGGGGAAACCAGUUUCUAAGCAAACGCAAUGGACAAGCCCCCCGCAGCGGACAGGCCAGCGGGUUAGUUUGUAACGGGGCACUCACAGGUUCUAAUGGGCAUUUGCCCAACACCCCCAUCUGACAUCUCCCAGACAUUUUGACAGAUGUUACAGAUGGAACCGAAGGUAAAGGGAGUCCAUGGCAGGCACAAGAGUCACCAUGGUGACUGUCAGUCAGCCCAGUAGGGAGGUUCUUUAUGCACAGCCAAUGACAAGAAACACUGUGGACUCUAAGGUUUGGAUCUAAUAUGAUGAAAGGCAAUCUUCCUGUGGUACUUUAAAUGACGACACGCGACUGUUGAGAUGGUACUUUGUUGUUGCCAGGCAAUGAAACACAUCAACUGUGAUUACCUGAAUGUUCUGUGUGUGUGUUUUCACUUACUAGACAGUAGGGAUGGGACAAUUAUUCAAUAAUAUCGCGUAUCGCGAUAAAAAAAAGUCACAGAUAAGUUUAUUGUGGUGAAUUUCCAUAAUUGGAAUAGUUGUCAGUCCAGCAAACACAAAUAUCCUCACAUGGCUAGACUUGAAAAAUGUACCUAGCUCACUGACUUACAGUCUUAUAUUGAUUUCCUGAUUUAUUUUGAAUUGCCACAAGGGGGAGCCCAAAUCUUUCCUGUCAUUCCAAAAUCCCAAGAAUCCCCACAAAUGGAUUCCAAACUAAAGAACGACAUCCUAUCCUUGAUGCAGAAAAUAUUUGUUUCUUAACUAAAUGUAAGGUAAAGUGAUUCCAGUAUGUUCUAGUGCCAUUUGUAAGAUUUUGAUGGUUAUCCUAAGUAUGUAAUGUAUUGCAUUGGGCAGGAUAAUCAUGACAUGAAACUUUGAUAUCGUCCAAUGCCUACUGGACAGAAAGGUACAGGCUGAUUCAGUACAGCUAGUUUUUUUAUAUAUUUUGACAGAAUAGUCAGUAUUUGACAGUAUUCGAUGCAAAGCCAGUGACCUCCACAGUUCUGCAUCUAUUCUCUAAGGGAUAAAUACAUUCACAAGGGUUCAUCUAAAAUAGACAUCAACAGAAAUGUUAGAUUUUAAAAUGUCCUCCCUUGUUUGCGAAACUUAGAAUAAUAAAUUCUGCAUACAGGCAGAUAUCUGAUGUGACUGUGCAGCUUCUAUUAAAUGUGUUUGUAUUCUGCAAAUUUGUUGUGCCAAACACAUUUUGGAAGAAACAUAAUUAAUGCCCAGAUCAGGUGUGUUACUCCUGUGACAGACGUAGGUGGCUGGGGUGGAUGAUGGUUUACCAAUGCAUCUGCAGAAACAGGCCACAGAGGUCAGGCCGGUACGCUUGUUUAUCAUUGUUUGUGAGAUUUAUUACACACAGGACGUGAGUGUGCCUUGGCUUACAGUUAGGUGCCAGUUAUGCUUAAGGUGCAGCUGUCGGCAGUGGUGUACUGGACAUUGGGCCUCUGAGGACAAAUCCCAUUGGGCUGUCAAACAAUCCAUAAUGUUUUUACCAGCUGUCUGGCCCGGUGUGUCUUUUUACCCACCCUCUCUGUGUGCACUGUCGACCCGUGCUUAUGCCCCCUCCCAAAUGUGUUUCUCGAUUCCUCUCUCCUCACAUCUUUUCCCUGCAGUUAAGAUGCAAGUGAGGGAAACGAGAGCUCUAAGACAAUGAGAAGAACCCAUGGUUUCUGUCAUCUGGGUCGGGGAUUAAAGGAACCUGGUUCCCCCAGCUAGUUUUCUCCUGGAGAACACCGAUUUGUUGCCGAUGUGUACAUGUCACUGGGUUUCUGAUCUGCUAUUUUACUCACUGCAUGUCCCAGUAACCAGCUGACUAUUUGUAAAAUCCAGCCAUAUUUUCUCUAAGCGAGAACUGUGCUCUUACUACAGAGCCAGUCAGCCCCCCACACAGGCAUUGUAUCACAGCUACAGUUUCCUAAAUAAUGUUGGGGGGGGUAGGGCUGAAAUCUGAUUACUGACCUGCUGUAUGUAUACAUAGAAAUUACGGUUAUAAUUCUGUGCAUUGGCAAGAAUCUGGCGAUGCAAUACAUAUCAGAGUACAGGGGUUACGAUCACUGUAAGCAAGGUGAUAUAUUGUGAUUUCACAUCACAGUCCUCAGUUUACAUUUACAGCACUGCUGUCCAACAGUUGGAGGUUUAAACACAGAAAUCACUACGAUGGUUUUGAGAAUCGAUACAAUAUCACAGUAUCAUAUUUUUCUAUAUUUUCUUCCACCCCUGUAGGUUACAGUGCAACGUGGUGUCUGAUUUCCUGCUUCCUGAUUACUUUGAGUAUGCUGCUUUCUUGUGAGUAUGUAAAUGUUCUGACAGUGUUUGAUUGUGUUCAUACAAUCAAACACCAAUUUGAGACAUUGUUUUUCUACAAAUCUCUUUUAGUGUAAAAUGUAUGUUACAGGAGCUUUCAGGUGCACUAAGCUCCAUCUGUUCUUGGUCUAUAACAGCGUCUACAGACACUUGGCUGCUGGUUUUGUACUUUAUGUUACCCAUAUGUAUAGACCUUGCAAGCAAGCAGUGAAUGAAACUGGGUUUGUGGUUUGGAAAAUAAUUUUUGCAUUUCAUCUGAGCGUGUUGUUGUAAUUCAACACCUGCUGAGAAGUCUUAACAGAUUCAGGAAGGUUCAUAAUUAACUGGAGGAGGUCUAAGAAAGCUCGUCUGUGGUAUCAGGACCAAAUGUACAUCGCUGCUGGAAUGUUUUCAAAUGAGCUUGUCAUGCUGACCCCAAAAAAUGCUUGCCUUUGUAAAACCUUCAGCACAAUCAUCAGUUUUUUGUAUUGUAUUCGACUUGCUGACAACAUUUUCAAUGUGUUUUGGGUACUGUAUUUAACUACAUCACUAUGCCAUUUGGGGUGCACAUCAAAAUGAUGGCCAUCCACCCCAAUGAGAAUUCAGAAGACCAGCUCCCUUUUUUUGAUGUUUUGAAAAUCUAGAAAGAAUAAAAGUCAUCUGUCAACAGUU
Messenger RNA from Dicentrarchus labrax (European seabass), 5851 nucleotides. RefSeq names its product sema domain, immunoglobulin domain (Ig), transmembrane domain (TM) and short cytoplasmic domain, (semaphorin) 4Ab (gene sema4ab). The record is from RefSeq and is a predicted model, not a curated record. Gene Ontology annotation, molecular function: semaphorin receptor binding; chemorepellent activity. The transcript is spliced from 15 exons. NCBI's taxonomy places the organism in Eukaryota, Metazoa, Chordata, Actinopteri, Moronidae. The coding region runs from base 541 to 3027 and encodes 828 amino acids. Gene Ontology annotation, biological process: negative chemotaxis; positive regulation of cell migration; axon guidance.